ACCGGACACCUGUAAGCACGCGGACACGGCUCGGGACGCUCGCGCGCGCGCUCCUUCCUGCCCGUGGCUCGCGCUCGCGACGAUGAGGCGCGGCCACCGGAGUCCCUGCGCCCGCCCCUAGGACAACGACAUGCCAUUGCAACUAUCGCACGAGACAUGCCGCCGACCACGAGGAGCACCCUCGCCCUAUCCUCGCUCCUGCUGCUGCUCCUGCUGCUCCUACUGCUGCUCCGGGAAGGCGCGUGCAUCAAGUGGCUUGCCUUAGGUCGAGCGGUGGACGGAUUCGAAUGGACGCGCGAGGCCUGCACCGGAGCGCGCACCUCCGGCCUCCUCGAGCGCAAGCAGGCGAGGGCCUGUCGGGCAACCCCCGACAUCAUGCAGAACCUCGUUCAGGCGGCGAGGGAUACAUCAACCGUCUGCCAGCAGGCGUUCAGACACCAGAGAUGGAACUGCAGCAGCAUCGAGAGAGCGCCCGACUUUACGCCCGAAUUGCUCACAGGUACGAAGGAGCAAGCAUUCGUCUACGCCAUGUCGGCCGCGGCGGCAGUCUGGCGUCUGGCGCGGGGCUGCGCCCUCGGCAACCUCGCCGCGUGUUCGUGUGCAACGCCCCCGCGGCGCGAGCCCCCUGCCCCCUCAGCCCUCGUCCAGGCCUCGACGUCCCUGUCGCCGACGGCGAUUGGCUUCGGGCCCGCGUCCGCUCGCAGUGCCUUCAAGUGGGGCGGCUGCGGCGACGACGUGCGCUCAGCUUCGCGCAUCGCCAAGCGCUUCCUCCAGGGCGAGACACCGAGCCCCGGCACUGGCGCCUCCGCCAAGUUCCUCCACGCCGUCAACAUGCACAACAACCGCGCUGGCCGCAGGGCAGUGGAGCAGUCGCUGUCGCUGGAGUGCAAGUGUCACGGGGUCUCGGGCUCCUGUAGCGUACGCACCUGUUGGCGAGGACUUGGCUCGAGCGGUCCGGCCGCAGCCGGGGCCCGACUACUGCGACGCUACGCGACCGCCGCGGAGGUGCGACCGACGUCCAGUGGGCGACUCCCGCCCCUCUAUCAUCACAACAACCUCCUCUACACGACCAAGAGUGCGGAUUACUGCCUUGAGGACAAAAGGCGAGGAAGCCUCGGCACCGUCGGCAGGCAGUGCAACGGGAGCAGCGCCGGCUACGAUGGCUGCGAAUACCUCUGCUGCGGUAGGGGACACGUGACACGGGCCGAGGAGAUCCUCGAACGAUGCGAGUGCAAGUACUUCAGCUGCUGUUACGUCAAAUGCAAGACCUGCCGAAAUGUCAUCAUCACCCACGAAUGCAAUUGAGAGGGUCUGCGAUGUCCUUGUCGCCGUCACAGGAGCGGAAGAAGAAGGUGCGUCUAUAGAACGGAUCCUUGGGAUUAAUUGGAGAGACAUUUUCCAAGCCAUUGGAUGCUUUCCGAGUCCCGUUUUUUUUUCUUACGACUGCUCGG
Ceratosolen solmsi marchali is the source of this 1451-nucleotide messenger RNA. Its product is annotated as protein Wnt-11b-2. Lineage: Eukaryota; Metazoa; Arthropoda; Insecta; Hymenoptera; Agaonidae. Gene Ontology annotation, cellular component: extracellular region. The transcript is spliced from 5 exons. The record is from RefSeq and is a predicted model, not a curated record. The coding region runs from base 157 to 1305 and encodes 382 amino acids. Gene Ontology annotation, biological process: canonical Wnt signaling pathway; neuron differentiation; multicellular organism development. Gene Ontology annotation, molecular function: cytokine activity; frizzled binding.